GAAACAUAAUACCCUACUUCAUAUUUCUUCUGUGUUGUGGAAAAUAUUGGGAGGGUACCUUUUAACGUUUUUAUGCAGAAUCAGAGACUUUAGAUGGUGCCUUUGUAGGUCCUCAUGUCCAGGACAAAAGUAAGGGCGGCGUCUGAGGUGUGCGCCGACUGUACGGCCCCAGAUCCCACCUGGGCGUCCAUUAACCGUGGUGUUCUGAUCUGUGAUGAGUGCUGCAGUGUUCACAGGAGCUUAGGUCGUCACAUCUCACAAGUCAAGUCACUCACAAAGGGGCAGUGGAGUCCCACACAGUUACUGAUGGUUCAGCAUUUAGCUAACCAUGGAGCAAACAGCAUUUGGGAACAUUCUCUCUUAGAUCCCUCCCAGAGUAAACAUGGGAAGAAGAAACCCGGCCCCCGGGACCAAGUCCAUCCAGUAAAAACCGAGUUUAUCAGGUCCAAAUACCAGUUCUUACAGUUUGUAAACAAACAGAGGGAUGGGGAGCUCAGCUCUAUAGACGACCUGAGCAAGCAAUUACACUCGAGCGUGAGAACAAAUAACUUAGAGACGUGUCUACGUCUUCUCUCCAAAGGAGCAGAUCCAAAUUAUUUUCACCCGGAGAAAGGGAAUUGUCCACUACAUGUAGCUGGCCAGAGUGGUCAACCGCUACAGGUAGAACUGUUAGUUGUUUAUGGAGCUGAUCCAGGGGCAUACGACUCUAACGGAAAAACUCCUAUUGACCAUGCUAAGACUGAGGGUCAGAUGGAUUUGGCCGACAGACUGGUAGAAUGUCAGUAUGAACUGACCGACAGACUGGCCUAUUAUCUUUGUCAACGGAAACCUGAUCACAGGACGGGCAUUCAUUUUAAAAUACCAGAAAUGGCUGACAGUAGUCUAGAUAUGUCAGAGUUAGCAAAACAAGCCAAGAAAAAGUUACAGGCACUACCGAAUCAUUUAUUUGAAGAGUUGGCAAUGGAUGUUUAUGAUGAAGUCGACAGAAGAGAAAACGAUGAACAUUGGCUACAGACACAUGACAACAAAGCUUUAGUGAGUGACCGACAAGGGGUCCCUUUUCUUCCUCUCAACCCGGACUUCUCGGCCACACGCAAUCAGGGACGUCAAAAACUUGCCAGAUUCAAUGCAAGAGAAUUUGCCACAUUGAUAAUAGACAUUUUAAAUGAUGCUAAAAGACGACAAACGGGAGUGAUGUCCCCUGUUCAAAUUCCAAAGGAGCCAGACAAAUUGCCUGGUCAAGUGGUACAAAGGAAAACUAAUUUUAACAGCAUCGCUAGUGAUGAGGAACCAAUCUACGACCAGGUGGCGUCCGAUGAGGAUUACAGCAGCAUCGAUAACCUCAGCAUUAAAAGUGCUGGCAUGAAAGACAGUUCUCUAUCCCACCCCCCAGCAAACCCGGACAAUGAUUCAGACACGUUGUUAAAAUCGGCUGUCGAGGAGAUUCCUAGGAAAUAUACAAACAGACAAACAUCUGUCGGCAACCUGAGGUCAAGUGGCGACUUAGUGCAGGAUAGAGUAAUGAGUUUUAUGCCACGUCCCCCCUCUGUCCCCGAGGCCAUGGUGGAGGGCCCCGUCUCCACGGAGGAGUUUCUACAGAUGAAGAAGAAACUCUCCACUAUGGAGUUCCGAAUGCAGCAGAUUCUGAAGAACAAUCAGGACCUUCAGAGAGAGAGGGAUGAUCUCACACAACUCGUACAAACACUUACAAAAGAGAUUUCAAUUCUGAGAAAUCAGACUCAGCACCAGCAAAGUCCUCCUACAACACUAGCCAAUGGCUACAGUCCGGACCGAGGGGAGGAGGACGGUGCGCGUACCAGUACGCCAAGGUCAGGGACACGACCACAGUCAAUGUUCGAACCUCGGGAACGGGAGCAGCGAUUGUCUAACAAAACUCCAUCCAAAGAUUCACUGCCUACAGCCUACUCUGUGUCCAAUAUCCAUAAAACAGACGAAACUGACUCAAAUCGUGUGCAAUCUUCAAGUUCUGGUUCGGGUGUGGAGGAGAUCCAGUGUGCUUAUCCCCCCGACCUUUCUCACUAUGACUGUCCCAGCUCACUGCCCGUCAACCUGGACGAAGAACUCCCAUCUCAGGAGGAAGUGAUGAGAAAGACUGAAAAAAUUACCAAAAAUAUUCAAGAGCUCUACAAAUCGGGUCAGGAUGGCAAGCAUGAUAGCUUUGGACAUUGUGCUGACAAAAUCUAUGACGCAGUGAAAGAAAUGGCAGCAUUGUUUCCAAAGAACCCAAGAAUCAGCACAGUUCGCCAUGCUUUGAACUUACUGACAUCAAGUGCUGCCCGCCUACAGGAGGAAUGUCAGGACGGAAUCAUGGGUGACCUUGACCCUGAUCUUGAUCUUCCAUUUAAAACUCAACAAGUGAUGCAAUGUGCUUUUGACAUUGCCAGAGCUGCUAAAGAACUUGUAACACUGUUUCAGUGACGGUUUACCAAGGACUUCUUGAAUCAAAGAUCUGACAGAACUGUUAUACAAGGAACAUUUUCAGGGGCUCCAUAGAGGGAAUUGUAAAUACAUUUUGGUGCCAAAUAGUCUGCUGGAUUUUUUUUUUUUUUUUGAGUGCAGAUUCAAGGAAUUUGAUUAAUCCCUUUCAAUCACUUAUUUUAUAUGACAGUAUGACAUUUCUCUGAACAUUUGUUUUACAUAAUUAGAGUCUUUUUUUAAUAUGUGAAAUACAGGAAUUUGCUUGUGUUACAGAAAAAGAAACGUUUAUUUUUUGGUUGCUGAUAAUGUUAGGCUAUUUUUGUAAAAAAGAAAAGACUUUUGCUGUCAUUUUUAGGAAGCAGAAGGCAGGAGGAGAAUAAUCAUGAUGCAAUAUGAAAAGUUCUGCAAUAAAUGUUUUAUGUGCCUUGUUUUGUCUUUGCCAAAUUCUUAAUUUAUGGAGAGAAUGGAAAAUUCUAUCAGUAUUACAUACGUGAGUUCAUUGUCAUCAUUUUUUGCGUGUUAUGUAAAUGUAAUUUUACCGAAGUAAAUAGUAAAACUUUGUCAUUGUUGAUUGAAGGCAUCAUGUGAAGAAGUAGAUAUAGCAUCGAUAUGAAUGUAUUUGAGGUUAUUUCACAACUGUCUCUGUUUGUUUGAAAUCUUGUUUAGUUAAGUACUGUUUAUUUAAUUGUUACAUCUUCUCUCUUCUGGCAAAACGGGGAGAAGGUGAAGGUGCCAUGCUUGAUCAUGACACUUGCUACAAACAGAUUUUUCUUCCUCCUUUCGAAGAGUUCUAAUUCUUACAGUUUUUGACAAAAUUUGGGCAUGUUUGAAAGUUUCUUCACUGUAGAGUAUUUAUUGAUACAUAUUCAUGAGCAUGAUGUACCUAGAGCAAUUGUUUAAUCAAUGUUUGAAAAGAGUUCAAGCGAUUACAAAGGGUCUCUAUAUGGGAAAACUCUGAAAACAAGGACCCAAUUUGAUCAACUUGACUUUUUGUACAGAAAUAUUUACAAACAGAGAAGUUUGAUUUGUUUGUAGCAAGUGUCCUCAGUGGUCAUCAUUAAGUCUGUCAAAAACUGUGAAACUUGGAACUCUUCAAAAGGAGAUAGAAAAAUAUUUAACCAGUGUCUUUAAUUCAACAUGUUACUUCAGACUACACGAUAAAGGAUGAGAGACGCACAUACAAUUUUUUUCACGUGCGCAACAUGUAUUCCCUAUUACGAUGUUAGAAUAAUAACUAGACUUAAUUUACUGCAUGAUAUUAAAAUAUUUGGAGUGGAAAAUAUUUACUGUGAUAUAGUUGUGUAGAAUACCUAUGGGAACACUUCAUGUUUUGUUUCUUUAUCAUACACUGAAGCUAAAAUAAUAGUGCUUGUUAAACAAAAAUGGAAUGGAAAUUGAGAUUCCUUCAGCAGUUGAAAGAAAAUUGAAAGAGUAAUCAUUUUUUGACAAUUGUAAAUCUACUUGUACACCAAAAAAACCCAUCCUGAAUGAAUGUAUGUAACUGUUUAACGAUGUAGAGAUGUUUAUAAAUUUUUUAAUUUGUGUAUUGGAGCCAAUCUUGCAUGAAGCUCAGAAUUAAUCUAGUCAUAUUGUUUCAUCCAUACUAUCACUGUAUAUUUAUUUUAGUCACAAAACUUGUCUUGUUACAUAUCAUGUAUCUGCAUUAUGUUUAUCAAAGACCAUUCAUGUCGUCUCUUUAAGUAGCUGUAUGCCAGCUAGACCAUUCAUGUCAUAUGUUAGAAGCUGUGAGACAGAAAGUAAGAAUGAGGACAAUUUGUAAGGUCUUGAAUCUUUUGCCGUACUGUAGAUUCCUGAUUUUACUUUAGUACAUGUACUUAAUAUCACGAUAUUACUCAUCAAUUUCAAAUAGCGAGAACUUGAAUUCGUGAGGGUACCGUUGAUAAUCAGCAAUAUAAAAAUAUAAGCGAGUAAUUUUAUUUCAUGAAUGGUGCUUCUCGAUAAGUUACGCGAUGAUGAAUAACUCGCGUAUAUUUUGGAAUCUACAGUAUAUAUGCACUCUCAGUCAUCGAGGAGGAUCGUAGUACGCAAUUUCUGAGUUUUCAAAUUGUUGUUGCCCUUUGACUCAUCUGUACAGUGAGACACAAAAGUUAAUUGUGUAAAUUCACAGUAGGUAUAAGUUUAUCACAAGAUGCAUUUAUUUCUUAUGGGAAAAAAUCAGCUGCUGUGUAAUCCCUCAAACUGUAGAGGGACACAAAUUAGGCAAGUUUAUUAAUACAGUAAAACAUGGUUAUAGUGAACCUCCAGGGCCAGUAAAAAACAGUUCACUAUAACCAAACUUCAUUGUACAGUAAAAUACGGUUAUAGUGAACCUCCAGGGCCAGUAAAAAACAGUUCACUAUAACCAAACUUCAUUAUACAGUAAAAUACGGUUAUAGUGAACCUCCAGGGACAGCAAAAAAACAGUUCACUAUAACCAAACUUGGCUAUAUCCAGUACAAUUGUCAUUAUUUUCCUCACAUAGGGCAUUAAACCUCAUUUCGCAGUGGUGUGAAUUCAAUAUUAGUGUGUUCAUUAUAAGUGUGUUCUACUGUAUUCUAGGAUAAAAUAUCUUUCACAAAUAGUCAAAUUUCAUUCUCUGCUAAUAAGUAUCAAUCAAGUUAAUGUGGAAAUAAAUAAUAAAUGUAAAUUCAAUGAAAUGGCGUAAACAAUUUUGUUAAAGUCAUUAAGAUGUUCCUCAGGCAGAUACAAACAGAAAUCAUUAUCAUCAUACAUCAUACACAAUUCACCUACACUCUGCACCCAGCCAAGUGUUCAAGGGAAUACCAAUAUCUCAGAAAUUGCGUAUUAUUUGUAUUUUUGCAAUACUUUAUUUUGUAAAGAAAUGCCGCCUAUCAAGAAAUCGGUGAAAGUCCCUUUAUACACAGUACCUGAUAGCGAGAAGUAAAUAUGGCUGUAUUCAGUUUUCUCUAUUUAUAAUGGAUUCUACAGAUUUUUAAAAGUUAAUUCAUAAGCAGUUUAAUACUUGGAGGAUUUUUUUUUUUUUAAUUUUUAGAGAUUGAACAAAGUAUAAACUAUAAAACUUUUAGUUAGUAUUCCAAUAUACCCUUCACGUAAUGGUUAUAUAUAUAUAUCUAUCUAUGUUUUAUGUGUACAAUCAGAUGUGUUUGUAAGAGAAGCAGAAUGCUUGUGCUUGAAUAAUACUCCAGGAGAUUAUCUUGUGUCCCAGUGUAGGUAGUGUGGUAGUGUAGACCCAUGUAGCAUAAUACGAGGACGGUCCGUUCUGUAACUACCCUAGCUUUCACGGUACUAUUCUCCAUUAUGUUGUAAUGCAUGUUGUCAUUCAAUGUAAACAUAUUUUAUUUUGUAUUGUUGAUAGAAGUUAUCAAUAAACAUGGAUAUCAAUAAACAAAACAAAGAAAUAUGAGAUA
Messenger RNA from Ostrea edulis (European flat oyster), 5828 nucleotides. RefSeq names its product ARF GTPase-activating protein GIT2-like. The record is from RefSeq and is a predicted model, not a curated record. NCBI's taxonomy places the organism in Eukaryota, Metazoa, Mollusca, Bivalvia, Ostreida, Ostreidae. Gene Ontology annotation, biological process: brain development; regulation of ARF protein signal transduction. Gene Ontology annotation, molecular function: protein binding; GTPase activator activity. Bases 115 to 2439 code for a protein of 774 amino acids. The transcript has 21 exons.